AUGGGGAAGUCUUCAAAUCGUCCCGCAAUAGAGCGACUCAUAGAACGAAGUCGCGUGCAGGAAGAGCGUGACAAGGUCCUUGCAGAGCUUGAGGCCGCGAGGAUACAAGCACUCAACCAGUCUCGUUGCGACGCAAGGGUAGAAGCCUUAAGGCGUCAAAACUUAGAGACGGCUGAACUCAAGGGAUUUGCAACAGAGUUAGAGCUCACAGUUGAGGAGCAGCAAAAGCAGCAAAAAUUGAAGGGGGAAGAGUUACAGCAAAGAAUUACAGAUACACUAGAACGGCAGCUCCAACAAAAAGAAGCAAUCGACCUUGAGAGGCAGAAAAUAUGCUUAGAGAGUGAAGAGAUACGCAAGCUCAAGGAGCAGCUAACAACAGCACGGGUGAAUCGUGAAAGAGCUGCUCAACUCCUCGAGCGACAAUUUAGGGAAGUUGAUGCUGCGCUAGCGGACGCACGGCUUGAUUUAGCUAUGGAAGAACAAAGACUGGCAGAGUGUGAAAAUGCCCGGCGGCUGGAGCUCGAACGCAGCAUGCAAAUGAAGCGAGUAGGACUAGAUCUAGUAGCGCAGAUCGAAGCCAGGCAGCGCGCCAAACAAGAGGAAACUGUGGAGAAAUACACCCGCGAAAAGGAGCAGGUCGGCGCAGUCGUUGCAAGGCUGCUUGAAGAAAUGGAAAGUGAAAAGCGGCAGUACAUUGAACGCCGUCGCCUCCAUGCACAUAUGAUCGAGGAAGCAAUGAAAGAAAGGCAACGGCAAAAACAGCAGUUGCUUGAAGAAAAGAUUAAAGAAGAUAAUGAAAUUAAGGCAUACCUCGAAAUGCAGCGUAAACGCGCAGAAGACACAGCGCGGGAGAAAGAGAUGAUCAGGAAGGAAAAGGCAAGAGUGCUAAACGAGCUGUUGCAACAACAACUACAAAGGCAGAAAGAAGAAACGGAUUAUGCACAGCUGAUGGCCGAGCUUUAUGAAUACGAGCGUGAAGAACAAGAAAGACGAAAGGAAGAGGCUCAAAAGCAGAAGAGACUAGAGGAAAGAGCUGCGCUCGCUGCUGCAUUCAAGGAGCAAAUGCAGGAGAAAGAACGGAGGAGACAAGCACUGUUGGCUGAAGAGGGACAGUUCAGGCGAGAGCUGCAAGCGAAGUUCGCCAGGGAAGCCAGAAUUGAGCAGAUGACCCAGCAAAGACGCAAGCUCGCUAUCUUGGAGCACAACAGACAGGUAGAGGCAAUUAUACAAGAGCGUCGUCACCGGCUUGCAGAAGAACGGGAAAGGGAUAAAGAGGAAUAUCGCAAAUAUCUUGAACUAGAGGCCGAAAAGCAGGCAGUAAUUCAACAAGAGAGGGAACGACUACUGUGCGAAAACGCAGAGCUUGCGGAUUUCUUGCCGAAGUAUACGCUGCAAGACAAACGAGAGCAAAACAUUGUUAGAAGCGCGAAACAGCAGAGUGCCACUAUUCACCUGGAUUCUGUGGCGUCACUUCCUAGAACACUUCGAACGUUGCCCCUUGCGGAAACCACCGAGGCAUUCACUUGA
Eimeria necatrix is the source of this 1527-nucleotide messenger RNA. RefSeq names its product meiosis-specific nuclear structural protein 1, putative. NCBI's taxonomy places the organism in Eukaryota, Apicomplexa, Conoidasida, Eucoccidiorida, Eimeriidae. The record is from RefSeq and is a predicted model, not a curated record. The coding region runs from base 1 to 1527 and encodes 508 amino acids. The transcript has 6 exons.